Messenger RNA from Gracilinanus agilis (Agile Gracile Mouse Opossum), 970 nucleotides. RefSeq names its product carbonic anhydrase 2-like. Lineage: Eukaryota; Metazoa; Chordata; Mammalia; Didelphimorphia; Didelphidae. Bases 88 to 882 code for a protein of 264 amino acids. The record is from RefSeq and is a predicted model, not a curated record. Gene Ontology annotation, cellular component: cytoplasm. The transcript has a single exon. Gene Ontology annotation, molecular function: zinc ion binding; carbonate dehydratase activity.
CAUGAGAACAGCAAUUGUCAGGGCUGCAGCUUUGGCUUUUCAUCCCUAGGAGUAAUUUCUGUUUCAGUUACACCUUCCAAGAACAACAUGUCUCAUAGCUGGGGAUACGAGACUGGCGUGAAUGGACCAGAGACAUGGCAUAAGAACUUUCCUAUUGCUCUUGGAAGCAGACAGUCCCCUGUCCAAAUUCAGAGCAAGGAAACGGAGUAUGACAGCUCUCUGAAACCCUUGGAGUUCCACUAUGAUCCCUCUUCUGCUAAAAGGAUUAUCAACAAUGGACAUUCUUUCAACGUUGAGUUUGAUGAUUCCUCUGAUAAAUCAGUGUUGUGCGGAGGACCCCUGGCUGACAAGUACAGGUUGGCCCAGUUUCAUUUUCACUGGGGCUCCAACGAUCAACCAAAAGGCUCUGAGCAUACUAUGAAUGGAAAACAAUUUGCAGCUGAGCUUCACUUGGUUCACUGGAAUACAAAAUAUGAGAGUAUCAAGAUCGCUUUGACUAAAGGUGAUGGAUUGGCUGUUGUUGGAGUUUUUUUAGAGGUGGGAAGUAAUCCUCUGCCAGGACUUGAGAAAAUCAUAGACGUUCUGGGUAAAAUUCAAACGAAGGGGAAAGAAACAACAUUCAAUGACUUUAAUCCUCGGGAUCUCCUUCCUAAUUCCUUGGAAUUUUAUACUUAUCCUGGUUCACUGACCACUCCUCCUCUCUUAGAAUGUGUGACCUGGAUUGUCUUAAACAUGCCCAUCACUGUGAGCCAUGAACAGAUGUCAAAGUUCUAUAGCCUUUACUUCACUUCUGAAGGAGAAACAUCUGCAAAACACAUGGUGAACAACUGGUGCCCAGUUCAAAACCUGAGUGGCAAGAAAAUUAGAAGAUCUUUCAGAUAAAGCCACCUAGUCUAGGCCAGUGUCUGAUAUGAAUUCCGGAGGAAAAUGACCUUCUAGCUAAGCACAAAUCAACUCCCAUUGCCUCUCU